Molecule: messenger RNA, 1177 nt
Organism: Cricetulus griseus (Chinese hamster)
Lineage: Eukaryota; Metazoa; Chordata; Mammalia; Rodentia; Cricetidae
Source: RefSeq, a predicted model, not a curated record
GAACCGUCGCCGUUAUCACUUCUGAUGGGAGAAUGAUUGUGGGAACACUAAAAGGUUUUGACCAGACUAUUAAUUUGAUUUUGGAUGAAAGCCACGAGAGGGUAUUCAGCUCUUCACAAGGAGUGGAACAAGUGGUAUUAGGAUUAUACAUCGUGAGAGGUGACAAUGUAGCAGUCAUUGGAGAAAUUGAUGAAGAGACAGACUCUGCACUGGACUUGGGGAACAUCCGAGCCGAACCUCUGAACUCCGUAGCACACUGAAGACACAGUGUGUGGUUAGAUGUCUGUAAAUCCUGUACAGAAACUGCGUCUUCUGAAGAUGACGUUUAGAUUUUUUUAUGAGUGUGUAAUUGUGGAUUUUGACUUUGUGUUGGUACAUUGUAAUAUGUAAAUUUAAAUAUUUCUACAUUUUUAUUGGGAAACAUUGCCUAAAUUAAUAAAUGCAGUUGCCUGAUUUAUUUUUCUACUAAAUGAUAGAUCAUUUUGAAAACUUAGAAAAUACCAUUACUUUUGGUAAUUUAAUAUUUAUGGAAAAUUGGCUGUAAAGAGAACUUAGGUUAUUAUAGUAACUUAUGCAUGCAAGUAAUAGUAAUAAGAGACACGUUUCUUUCUGUGUUGAGCUGUAGAUGUUUAUCCCACUGCCCUAGAGUUCUACAUUGGUUGAAAAAUUGCUCUUUGUCUAAGAGAUGUGAAUUAAAAAUUGGUUGAAUAGUGAAAAACUUGCACAUUAAAAUUGCAACAAAAAUUAAUAGGAAAGUAAGAGUGACUAGGAAGAUGUGGAUAAAUCUUCAGAUGCUCAGGAAGGUCACAGAAUUCAGUAUCUAAAACCAAUUCCAUGUAUGUUAAAUGCCGUUGGACUGCUGAAACCUACAAAGAGAAAUGGGGAGUGUCAGCCAUUGAACGAGCUUUUGUUCAGGGUGGGUGUUGACUUAAAUGCAGAGCUGUGCUUUGCUGUCUCACUCCUUCACGUGCUCCAUGAAGCUGCUUUGGUAACCUUGACUUUUCAAAGAAUUCAUGGAAGUGGUGAUGGAGAUCAUAUUUAUAUAUGUUAAGCAUUCCCAGAACUCAUCUGUUUCCUGUGUGGGCCAAAAUGGUUAUCUUUGGAUAGACGAGAAAAAAUGUGUACAUUCUUGUAAUUGAAAUAAAACUCAUCUUUUUAGUGUUUUCCAUUUUUUUAA